This is a messenger RNA of Lonchura striata (white-rumped munia), 2403 nucleotides long. The record is from RefSeq and is a predicted model, not a curated record. Lineage: Eukaryota; Metazoa; Chordata; Aves; Passeriformes; Estrildidae.
UUCUGCCAGUCUUCAACCACAAAUGCUUUCAGAGAGGAGACACUUCCCCAGAGGGAAAUCUCAGUUAAAUUCUGUGCUUUGUGUACAAGAGUAGAUCCCGACCACUCUUUUUCUUUCUUGAAAAAGGUAACCCAGACUGUUGCUGACAGAAGGAAGAAAACUCUUAACUGCUCACAAACGCUUCUUGUCAGGAUGCAAUUCUUACAGAUUCUGUCCAGGAAACCAGGGAGCCUGGAAGUGCUUUUUCAAAUACCAUUUUGCCAAAAACAAUUCCCAUACACAUGUCUGUCUACCUCUGCAUGUGUUUAUAGCAAAAAGAAAAAAGGAAACGGUUAUGAACAAGUUGACCAAGAAAAAUACAAGAACUUGGUCCACUCUGUUACAUCUUAUAAAACCAGCGCCCAAACACCAGAGACAAUACUUGAGGAAGACAAUUUGUUAUAUGGGCCACCAGCUAAACACACACCUCCAGUUAAAGCUGGGACAAAAACUCCCAAGAAUUGGUUUCCUUUAAUAAACCCCAGCAAGAGAAUUAUUCCAGCCAGCAGUGAUUCAAAUAUCCCUAUGAAAAUCGGGUUACGAAGAAUGAAGAUGCCCAGUGUUACCCGCAUCCUUCAACAAACCCUCUCCCCACAGCAAAUCUUCUAUCUGGAAAGAUGGAAGCAGAAAAUGAUAGAGGAGCUUGGAAAAGAGGGAUUUGAAGAGUAUACCAAAAAUCUUUUUCUCCAAGGAGAGCUCUUUCAUUCAGCUUUGGAAUCGAUAUUCCUGCUUGAAGAGACAGCAGCUAGGGACCAGGGUAGAGAUGAUGUUGUGGCUGGCUACUUAUCCAGUGUGGAACAUGUCUUGGAAGACAUCAGCGAGGUGAAGGCUCUGGAAAGUGGAGUUCACCAUGAGACCCUGCAGUACCUGGGCCUGGUUGACUGCGUGGCCAAGUAUCGGAACCAACUCUGUGUGAUUGACUGGAAAACAUCAGAGAAGCCAAAGCCAUUUCUUCAGAAUACUUAUGACAACCCAUUACAGGUUGCAGCGUAUAUUGGAGCCAUAAAUCAUGAUGCCAAUUAUGACUUCCAGGUUCGCUGUGGGCUCAUUGUGGUUGCCUACAAGGACGGCUCUCCGGCACACCCACAUUUCAUGGAUCCUGACCUGUGCUCUCACUACUGGAAUAAGUGGCUCUUGCGCCUGGAGGAGUACAUGGACAAAAACUGACCCACACUAAGCACAAGCUACUGGCCUGAGCACAGACACAAAGGAAGAACCUUUUGUUUAAAUGUACCAUUUUCAUGUUCUUUUUUGAGUAACUUUGGCCAAUUUCUUACUAGCUCUCUUCUCUCCCCUCCCAAAAAUACAAGUAACUUUCAAAUGGGGAAUAUCUAUUUCCUUAUACUGUAGGUGACCUCAGUGGUCCAGGCAGAAAAGCCCAACUUAUUUGGUCUGUCUUUUUAUCCCACAGUUUAUACAGCCUGGGGUUGGUAGAAAAGUUCCUACUAUCGAGUAAAACUGCUUGAUCAGAUCAUCUUUCAUUUGUGAUUUUUGAGGACCAAAAAAGUUGCAGAACUCAGUCUUUAAAUAUGAAGUUGGUGAACUAAAGCAAAACAACAUGUAUAAGCUGAGAGAAAUGCAAAUGAUAAAGAAAUUAAUAUAGUAGACUGGGUUUCAGUCAGUUCUUGCUCAUGCCAUCAUCAGGCUUGUUAUCAUUUGUGGUUUGUCUUACAGCUACAACUGGAAAACCUGUCCUGAGAGUUAUAAUUAAAGUCCUCAUUAGUUCUUAUUUAGAAUAGUACAGCAAAGUGGCCACUUAGCAGAAGUGGCUCAGCAAGAGAGGAGCAGAAUUGGAGCCAACACUCCCAGAAAUGUCCAGCGAGUGUUCUGAGAGGUGGGAAUGUUGGCUGCUGCUAGUGGCUCCUCCUGCAGGUGUUUUAACACCCAGCCCACAGAAAAGCACUGUGAGAUGGGCUGUGUGCCUUGGGAGCUCUGUGCUGCCACUGCCUUGAGCUCUCCUGACUCUACUGUGGGUCUGAGCCAACAAGGAGCCCACCCCAAGAACGAUCCCCAGUGCCACGUGAGUGAGUUUCUGUAUCACAGCAGGCCUGUGGCUGUGAAGCAGGGCCUUCUGAGGGGUGAAGAGCUGCUGGUUGGGUUUUGGAGGCUGUUUGUUAUGGCUUCCUCUUUGGUUUGUUUGUUUGUUUUUUCCAAAUAAGAUUGUGAAUAAAUGUUUUGAAUCAGAACUUUUACUUUUGAAGCUAAUAAAAUCAAGUCUGUAAAGCAGAGAAUAAGCCUUGAUCAUAUCAGGCAGUAUUGCUCUGGAAAACUUUUUUUCUCAUUCUCUUUGUCUUCUAUGAAUUGUAUGUAUGAGUUUUCACAGUAACACUGCAGCUUACAAAUAAAAUUAUGACCAACCCCUAA